Messenger RNA from Nerophis lumbriciformis (worm pipefish), 1479 nucleotides. The record is from RefSeq and is a predicted model, not a curated record. NCBI's taxonomy places the organism in Eukaryota, Metazoa, Chordata, Actinopteri, Syngnathiformes, Syngnathidae.
GCAGCAUCCAUCCUCUUUUUAGCUUCAACUGUCUGACAGACGGCUUCAGCUGCCUUGUGUGCAGAGGUGGAGGAGCGUCUGGUGGGUCACCUGUUGUCGGCAGACCGCUACAACAAACUGAUCAGGCCGGCUGUCAACAACAGUCAACAAGUCACCAUUUUCAUCCAAGUGUCGCUCGCACAGCUCAUCAACGUGAAUGAGAGAGAACAAAUAAUGACCACCAACUGUUGGCUCACUCAGGUUUGGAACGACUAUAGAUUAAUGUGGGACCCUGAUGAAUAUGAGGGCAUCAAGAAAAUCCGCCUGCCGACACAACACAUUUGGCUGCCAGACAUCGUCCUGUACAACAAUGCUGACGGCACCUAUGAAGUCUCCUUCUACUCCAACGCGGUGGUCUCCAACAAUGGCGAGGUGGCCUGGCUCCCUCCCGCCAUCUACAAGUCGGCUUGCAAGAUCGAGGUCCGCGACUUUCCCUUCGACCAGCAGAACUGCACCCUAAAGUUUCGCUCGUGGACGUACGACCACACCGAGAUUGACCUCAUCCUCCUGAGUGACUUUGCCAGCCGCGAUGAUUUCAAACCCAGUGGAGAAUGGGACAUUGUAUCGCUCCCGGGCCGCAAGAAUGAAGACCCCGAUGACAUCAGGUACCUGGAUAUCACUUAUGACUUUAUCAUUAAGCGAAAACCUCUGUUCUACACCAUCAACCUGAUCAUCCCUUGUAUCCUAAUCACAUCUUUGGCCAUCCUGGUCUUCUACCUGCCAUCAGACUGUGGUGAGAAGAUGACGCUUUGCAUCUCUGUGCUUCUGGCCCUCACUGUGUUUUUACUCCUUAUCUCAAAGAUUGUGCCACCCACAUCUUUAGCAGUGCCUCUGAUCGGGAAGUACCUGAUGUUUACCAUGGUGCUUGUCACCUUUUCCAUCGUUACCAGUGUAUGUGUACUCAAUGUGCACCAUCGCUCCCCUAGUACGCACACCAUGCCUCCUUGGGUCAAACGCAUCUUCAUGUACCAACUUCCUUCCUACCUUUUCAUGAGGAGACCCGGCAGAUCCAACAUACGCGAGAGAUUCCGGAAAAAACACCAACAGCAAUCGUGCUCAGAGAAGAAAGCGGGGCCGGGUUCUUUAGGACUGGCCGACUCCUCGUCAUCUUUCUACGUCAACGAGGAGUCGGCUAAACGGUACGGCUGGACGUUCAGCGACUUUGCUGACAACACAGAGUUCAGGAAGAGGACGACAUUGAAAAGCAGCAUUGAUGUUGAGGACGCUGUGGAUGGAGUGCGCUAUAUUGCGGACAAGAUGAAGAGCGAAGAUGACGAUGAAGGGAUCAUAGAGGAUUGGAAGUACGUCGCAAUGGUGAUCGACCGACUAUUCCUGUGGAUCUUUGUAUGUGUGUGUGUGGUGGGAACUGUGGGCCUCUUCAUGCAGCCUCUGUUCCAGAGUUAUAACACACCCAUAGUUGAAGAUAUGGAGCAGAACUAA